UGGAGGCGGCACUGUCCUGGCCCUGGCUCCGCUGCGGCGGGUGCACUCGGAGCGCCAUGCAGUGCCUGGGGGUCCGGAGCCGGAGCCGCUCCCGGGAGCUCUACCUGCAGGAGCAGAGCCUCAAGGUGGCAGCGCUCAAUGGGCGGAGACUGGGACUGCAGGAUGAUGAGGACCUCCAGGCCCUGCUAAAGGGCAGCCAGCUUCUGAAGGUGAAGUCCAGUUCAUGGCGGAGAGAGCGCUUCUACAAGUUGCAGGAGGACUGCAAGACCAUCUGGCAGGAGUCCCGCAAGGUCAUGCGAAACCCGGAGUCCCAGUUGUUCUCCAUUGAAGACAUUCAGGAAGUGCGAAUGGGGCACCGCACAGAGGGCCUGGAGAAGUUUGCCCGUGAUGUGCCUGAGAACCGCUGCUUCUCCAUUGUCUUCAAGGACCAGCGCAAUACACUGGACCUCAUUGCCCCAUCGCCAGCUGACGCCCAGCACUGGGUGCAGGGUCUGCGCAAAAUCAUCCACCACUCGGGCUCCAUGGACCGACAGCAGAAGCUGCAGCACUGGAUUCACUCCUGCUUACGAAAAGCUGACAAAAACAAGGACAACAAGAUGAGCUUCAAGGAGCUGCAGAACUUCCUGAAGGAACUCAACAUUCAGGUGGAUGACAGCUACGCCCGGAAGAUCUUCAGGGAGUGUGACCGCUCCCAGACAGACUCCCUGGAGGACGAGGAGAUUGAGGCCUUCUACAAGAUGCUGACCCAUCGGGAGGAGAUUGACUGCACCUUCGCUGAGGCUGUAGGCUCAGGGGAGACGCUGUCGGUGGAUCAGUUAGUGACAUUCCUGCAGCACCAGCAGCGGGAGGAGGCGGCAGGGCCUGCACUGGCCCUCUCCCUCAUUGAGCGCUAUGAGCCCAGCGAGACUGCCAAGGCACAGCGGCAGAUGACCAAGGACGGCUUCCUCAUGUACCUGCUGUCGGCUGACGGCAGUGCCUUCAGCCUGGCACACCAGCGGGUCUACCAGGACAUGGGCCAGCCGCUCAGCCACUACCUGGUGUCCUCUUCACACAACACCUACCUGCUGGAAGACCAGCUCAGAGGGCCCAGCAGCACUGAAGCCUACAUCCGGGCUCUGUGCAAAGGCUGCCGCUGCCUGGAACUCGACUGCUGGGACGGACCUAACCAGGAGCCCAUCAUCUACCACGGCUACACUUUCACUUCCAAGAUCCUCUUCUGUGACGUGCUCAGAGCCAUCCGGGACUACGCAUUCAAGGCAUCCCUCUACCCCGUCAUCCUGUCCCUGGAGAACCACUGCAGCCUAGAGCAGCAGCGCGUGAUGGCGCGACACCUGCGGGCCAUCCUGGGCCCCAUGCUGUUAGACCGGCCCCUGGACGGGGUCACCGCCAGCCUGCCCUCCCCGGAGCAACUGAAGGGCAAGAUCCUGUUGAAGGGGAAGAAGCUCGGGGGGCUCCUACCCCCUGGAGGGGAAGUCAGCCCUGAGGCUGUUGUCGUGUCAGAUGAAGAUGAGGCUGCUGAGAUGGAGGACGAGGCCGUGAGGAGCCGGGUGCAGCACAAGUCCAAGGAGGACAAGCUCAGGCUAGCACAGGAGCUCUCUGACAUGGUCAUUUACUGCAAGAGUGUCCACUUUGGGGGCUUCUCCAGUCCUGGAACCCCCGGGCAGGCUUUCUACGAGAUGGUGUCCUUCUCCGAGAAUCGUGCCCUUCGACUGCUCCAAGAAUCAGGAAGCAGCUUUGUCCGCCACAAUGUGGGUCAUCUGAGCAGGAUCUACCCGGCUGGGUGGAGAACGGACUCCUCCAACUAUAGCCCCGUGGAGAUGUGGAACGGGGGCUGCCAGAUUGUGGCUCUGAACUUCCAGACACCUGGGCCAGAGAUGGACGUGUACCAGGGCCGCUUCCAGGACAAUGGGGCCUGUGGGUACGUGCUGAAGCCUGCCUUCCUGAGAGACCCCAACUCCACCUUCAACUCCCGUGCCCUGGCCCAGGGACCCUGGUGGGCUCGGAAGCGGCUCAACGUCAGGGUCAUCUCGGGCCAGCAGCUGCCCAAAGUCAACAAGAAUAAGAACUCAAUUGUGGACCCCAAGGUGACGGUGGAGAUUCACGGGGUGAGCCGGGACAUGGCCAGCCGCCAGACGGCUGUCGUCACCAACAAUGGUUUCAACCCGCGGUGGGACACGGAGUUUGAGUUUGAGGUAGUUGUGCCUGAUCUCGCCCUGGUCCGCUUCGUGGUGGAGGACUACGACGCUUCCUCUAAAAAUGACUUCAUUGGUCAGAGUACUAUCCCCUUGAACAGCCUCAAGCAGGGAUACCGCCACGUCCACCUCUUGUCUAAGAAUGGAGACCAGCACCCAUCAGCCUCCCUCUUUGUGAAGAUCUCCCUGCAGGACUAGGCUAGGGGAGCCCAGUGGGGUCCCGGCCCCCUAUGCACACCUGGGAGCAAGGCUGGUGUGGCUACUCCCGGCCUCUCGCUCAGAGCUAGAGGCCCCUGAACUGCCUUCUGCUCUAACAUAGUGUCUGCUGCUGCUGUUCUGGGGGCCAGGCGCUGGCCCAGUCCCUGGAGCUAUCCUCAAUUCCGUUAGGAACAACACUGCAGCCCUCUCCGCCCUCUGGCCGGCCCUUGGUCAAGGGUUUUUAUAAAAAUCACAAUAAGUUAA
Carlito syrichta (Philippine tarsier) is the source of this 2654-nucleotide messenger RNA. RefSeq names its product phospholipase C delta 1 (gene PLCD1). The record is from RefSeq and is a predicted model, not a curated record. Lineage: Eukaryota; Metazoa; Chordata; Mammalia; Primates; Tarsiidae. Gene Ontology annotation, biological process: phosphatidylinositol-mediated signaling; lipid metabolic process. The transcript is spliced from 15 exons. Gene Ontology annotation, molecular function: calcium ion binding; phosphatidylinositol-4,5-bisphosphate phospholipase C activity. Bases 57 to 2390 code for a protein of 777 amino acids.